AAGCAACCUUGCAAAAUAUGCGUUUGUUGAUUUAAUUUUGGACACCAUUGUAUUUGCGCAGACGAGUCUUUUCAUAUGGAUCCGCUCGUAUACAGUUUCGUAUGUGGAGAGUGUCAGCAUUGCUAUGUCUUGUAGUUUACAGAAAGUGCUGUGCUUUUGAAAGGGGCGACCUUGGAAAAGUUGCUGUCAUUUGCGAAGGAGUGUGGUCUGGAAGGGAAAGUUAAGAUCACAUGACAACACAUUUAGGGAAGAAUGAUUUCUUCAAAAUAUCUGUUUUACGGUUAUACAACAACGUCAGCACGGCUACAUUCAAUUGUUAGGAGUAAUUCAGGUGGUAACUGGUUCAGUGGUAGAAACAAGCAAGCACCUGUUGUGACAACAAGAGAGGGUGCUGCACCACUACACAAGUCAACAAUCACACAGUAUCCGGCAGCAGCACCACUCCCGCUGCCUACUAAUGUUGAAGAGUUUGAAGCUGCUGAAAAAGCUUGCUUCUCGCCAGAGAGAUCAAGAGAUAUAUCUGGACCAGUAAUAACUGCAAAAGCUGUUUCCAUUGACUGGCAAGAGAAUGGCUGUAGGAAAACGGAAAAUGCUUCUGAUCCACAUGUGGCAAGCUACGACUGCAGAGGUGCUGUUUCUUUGAGUUCUGUAAUGCAGACGAAUGUCCCACAGCCCUUCUCAUCACAAGGCAAAAGCACUUACCUCAACAUGCCUGGUGGACAGUGGGGCCAGAGUGAUAAAUAUGUAGCCGAAGAGCUGAGAAAUUCCCACUUUUCAAAUUCGGCUGCUGAAGCCCAUGAGAAAUUUGAAAAAAAUAAGAGAUCAGGUAUUUUAGCACUUAACUGUUUUGACAGAUUAAAUUCCAGGAAUAAUGCUUUGCCGGUAAAUUUAAAUCUAAAAAAAAGCCUAAGCACUCGGUGUCAGUAUAUAAUUCCUCAGGUCAGCUUUGUGCCCACAAGAUACUGCAGCACUAACGAUGCAAACAAGCCCCUCUCUCAAAAACAAAAGCUAAAGCAAGCUGUGAAAGAUUAUGGUGCAACUGUGAUUGUGUUCCACAUUGGUAUAUCAUUAAUAUCUUUAGGGGGAUUCUAUCUAGCUGUAUCAAGCGGACUAGAUGUUGCAGCCUUGCUUCGGACAUUUGGUGCUAGUGAUGUCGCUGCAGGGGCUAGCACUUUUGUCGUGGCCUAUGCUGUUCAUAAAGUUUGUGCUCCUGUGAGAAUUGGCAUAACACUAACAGCAGCUCCUUUCAUUGUUCGCUAUUUGAGGAGGAUAGGUGUUCUUAAAGUUAAAACUGGGUGAACUAGCUAUUUCUAUAAAUGUUUAACAUUCCUUUGCCACUUGCACUGAGAGAGGUUGACUGACAAAUUACUAAAUAAAGAUGUUUUUUUUUUUUUGUGUUUGUGUGUCUUUGUUAUUUUUACAGAUAUGCAAAAUAAUUAAAAUGGGUAUCAUAUUGUAGUGUCUGUCAAUAAAGGCAGUAAUAUAUACAGUAAAAUGAUCAUUCCAAAGUGUGAUCCUUGAUAUUGGUAGUUAGUUUCCUUUUUCUGACUUUAAUGUGUUUGUAGAAAGAUGUUUGCUGUAAUAAUUUGAUGUUACAGUAUUUUCAGACACAUCAUUAAAAUUCAUAUUGAACUUGUUUAUACUCUUUUGAAUGUUGAAAAGUGUGCUGAAUUCGAAGAAACACAUGUAACUAAGUUUUUCAUGUACACUGCAGCACAAAAGUAUGUAAUCAUCAGUGCAUUCUUGCCUUUGUGAUAUUUGUAGUGCAUCUUGAUCAAUACUAAUACUAUGGUGCUGUCAGUUCUUUUACCAAGACUAUUCUUAGUUAGUAUUGAAUAUGUAACUUGAUACAAAGAAAACGCUUCAUAUGUUACUGCCACAUUGGUUGCAUUUGUUCAUAUAAAAUUAAUUGGAAAUAGAGUAUUUUUGCAUGUUAA
Molecule: messenger RNA, 1937 nt
Organism: Schistocerca americana (American grasshopper)
Lineage: Eukaryota; Metazoa; Arthropoda; Insecta; Orthoptera; Acrididae
Exons: 3
Coding region: 253-1299 (348 amino acids)
Cellular component (GO): mitochondrion
Source: RefSeq, a predicted model, not a curated record